UUAUUGAUCUGUACAAUGUGCUUGACAUUUGACAAUUUUUGUCACAUCACAUUUUUGUAUUGUUUUUUUUGUAGAUACCUUGUUAUCUUGAGGCGGGCGGCGGCGGCGGAGGCGGCGGAGGCGGCGGCGCUGCACGAGCGGCUGGUGGCGCACGUGCGCGCGCUCAGCGGCGAGGAUGAGCGCGGCGUGUGGGGGGAGCAUUCAUACGCGCGCGCGCGCGCCGCGCCCCCCGCGCAGCGCGUGCUGCUGGCGCCGCCCCCGCCCGCGCCCGCGCCCUGCCUCGACGUGCUGGCGCCGCCCGCGCCCGCGCCCGCGCUGCCCGACCCGCCCGCGCCGCCCGAGCACGACGACGACGAGGACGACGACGACGACGACGACGACGAGCAGUGGGAGGAGCGGAUGUGCGCCGCCGCGCCCGGCGCCGAGCACGCGCGCCUCGUGCGCGCCGUCGGCGACGCGCUGCGCGACCUGCGCCUGCAGCGCGCCGCGCGCGCGGGCUCGCUCGGCCGGCGCGCGCGGCGCGAGGGCGCCCGGCAGGCCGCGCGGCGACUGCGGCGCGCGCUGGCCCCGUGCUGGGGCGGCGCGGCCGGCUGGCUGCUGGGCGCGCUGCCGGCGGCGCUGCCGCGCGCGCUGCGCCGCCUGCUGGACGAGGCGCUGGGCGAGCUGCGCCGCGCCGCGCCGCGCCUGGCCGCGCGCCUGCCGCCAGCGCGCGCGCCGUCGCCCGAGCCGCUGGACGCGGUGGGGCCGGCGCUGGGGCCGGACGCGCCGGGCCCGUGGCUGGCGUGGGCGCCGAGCGGCUGCGCCGCGCUGGACGAGCGGUUCGCGCGGCGGCUGGGCGCGCUGCUGCACACGCGGCGGCUGGCGGGCGGCGGGGGCGCGGCGCGCGCGGCGCCGGACCGCUGGUGCGCGGCGCGGGCGGCCGAGGCGCGCGCCGCGCUGAGCGGCGUGCUGGCGGCGGCGGGCGCGCGGCCCGUGGUGCUGGGCGGCGCGGGCGCGGGCGCGGCGCUGGCGGCGUGGCUGGCGGCGGAGGGCGGCGUGCGCGCGCUGCUGCAGCUGGCGCCGAGCGCGCGCACGGCGGAGGGCGCGCCGGCGGAGGAGGGCGCGCUGCCGCGGCUGGCGGUGCGCGGCGGCGCGGCGGGCGCGGCGGGCGGCGCGCGGCGCGAGCUGGUGCUGGCGGGCGCGGACGAGGCGCUGCGGCUGCCGGCGCGGCUGCGCGCGCGGCUGGCGCUGCCGCAGCAGGCGCUGGACGCGGCGGUGGCGGAGGAGUGCGCGCGCUGGGCGAGUGACGUCACGGACCCGGCGGGCGGCGCCGCGCUGGGGGGAACCCGAGCCAUAGAGAUAGUCGAGGGGCGCAGCAUCUCCCGCGCCACGGGCGGCUCCCCGCUGGCGCUGCCGGCGCCGCGGCGCGCCGAGCCCGCGCUGGCCGCCGCCGACAUCAUGCAGCUGCCGAUCGUGUUCGCGGACGACGAGCCGCCGCUCGACGCGAGCGCGGCGCCGGCGCCCCCCCGCGCGCGCAGCCCGCCCGCGCCCGACCUCACCGUGACGAGCGGCAACCCGCGGGUGAGCUGCUCACUUGCUCAGACCGUGCGGGACUGUUCGCGUCGAACGACCAUUUCAACGACUGUGUUGCAGGGCGCAUCGCCGCCGCGCGCCGUGCGCUACGCUCGCGUGCUGGUCGCCAAGCGCGCGCGACUGUCGCGUCGCCCGCCCGGCCGCCCGCCGCUGCGCCCCGCGCGCGACUGACGCGCCGCCGCCGUCACUGUGGAAUACCAAUAAACGUUUGACAUGUAAAUCAUCUUACUUCACUGCUGCUGCCCGCCUGCUGGCUGUUUUAAUAUAAUUAAAAAUAUAAAUCGGUGUGA
Bicyclus anynana (squinting bush brown) is the source of this 1862-nucleotide messenger RNA. RefSeq lists its product as uncharacterized. The transcript has 6 exons. NCBI's taxonomy places the organism in Eukaryota, Metazoa, Arthropoda, Insecta, Lepidoptera, Nymphalidae. Bases 16 to 1743 code for a protein of 575 amino acids. The record is from RefSeq and is a predicted model, not a curated record.